AAAAUGGUGAAUUGUAUUUAAUAAUGUACUCGUCAUGGUUGAGUAAUUUCAGGGUGUAUUGUGACAAUUUAUCAGUUUAUUAUAUUUGUACGAUUUUAUUGUCAUUCUUGGCUGUUUUCUUGACAUGGUGGCUGCAAGACACUGAACGAAAAUAUAUAUCUGAUACAAACUAUAGCAAUGAGCAAGCAAAUGAUCUACUGGAAAUGUCCAACAAUGAAAGCAUCUUAUCACAGAUUAAGAUGUCCAGACAGAAAGCCAUCGUUGAACAACUGUCUGCUGGCCUAACAGAGGAACAGCUACAGCAGGAAAAGGAGACAGAGAGGAAACAACUGGAAGCCAUUUUUCAGUUGCUGAAGGAACAAGAGGACAAGUUCCACGUAAAUUCUAUGGAAGAACUGGAGGAUCAGCUUCGACUAUACCGCAGAUGACCACAUGACGCAGUUCCUGCAAUACAACAAUAAUUUAAAAAAUAUAUUUCUACAAUAUAAAAACAAUAAAACUAAUACAAAUAUUUUAAAAUGAUACAAGUCUAGUUGGUUUCAAAAUGGAGCAGGAAUUACAGAAUACACAGAAUUGAUGUCAGUUCUCUGGAAUGUAACCCAAGACUACAUUCAAAAUCCAGCCACAAUACAAGACAUGGAAGAAAAAAAUGUAACAUACAAACUUUAGAUUUUAUACUUCUCUUUGUUAAUGAGACCAAAAAUAUUCAUACAUUAAUUUGUAUGUUAGGUCCAUAUUAAGAAUUUGUGAAGAGUGGAGUUUUUUUAGUUGAAACAGUCAAUGGAAGAAACAAUAUAAGUAAAUUUUCAUAAACUUAUUGGAAAUAAAUAAAAACUACAUUUAUAAAAAUGUGUUUUAUCUGCAUUCACAAUAAAUAUAAUAUAUAAAUAGUUGAAUUCAUACUGUGCAAUUUUUGUACAGAAACAUCUGGAAUAGUUUGCUAAAAGAAAUACUAACAAAAACACUUUGGAACUUUACUCAUGUGUGCACAAAAUCCUUUAUAACUGAUAUUCUGCUACUUUAAAAUAGAGAACACAAGUAGUACAGGUAAGGCAAAGACAAUUUUGGCAGUUACCUUUACUGCUUCUACCAUCAUUGCCAUAAGACAUGGCAGAUGAGAGGUGAUACACAUCACUUAGAAAGGGAUGGAACUAUAAGGUUAGGAUGUUGCAGUAAUGCUUGUUCACAUUCCAACACAACAUUGAAAAACAGUACGAUAUUUGGAACUGGCAACAUGCUCAUUAUUACACUUUUGUCCACUUCACAUGUGAAGCAUCUUAAAAACUGUAUCCAUCUUGUCCUUGCAAAAUCUGGUCACAGGGUACUUGUCCUUGAAUUUGUAUGCAUUGUUUGUAUGAGGUGUACAAAGUGAACUCACAAUGGGAAGGUCAUGUUUCUCCAUGCACAUUUUAUCUCUUAAAUUACUGACUUAUUUCUGAUGAAACGAGAUCAUCAGCCAACUUCCCCUUGUUUAGUUCUCAGUUUCUGUAGUAUUAACCCCAUUACAUCUAUGUCAAAUUCUUUUCAUUUAAGGGGUUUGUCAAUGUUAGGGGUAGGAGGCAAUACACUGAUAUAUUUUAUGAUUAUUUACUGCAUUUGUUAAGUACAUUUAAAUUGACAACAUUAUAUGAAAAAUAAAUGCAUUUUAUUGUCUAUUA
Zootermopsis nevadensis is the source of this 1658-nucleotide messenger RNA. RefSeq lists its product as uncharacterized. The record is from RefSeq and is a predicted model, not a curated record. Lineage: Eukaryota; Metazoa; Arthropoda; Insecta; Blattodea; Termopsidae.